This is a messenger RNA of Lacerta agilis (Sand lizard), 3246 nucleotides long. It is a transcript of the gene GRIK4, whose product is annotated as glutamate ionotropic receptor kainate type subunit 4. Gene Ontology annotation, cellular component: presynaptic membrane; plasma membrane; kainate selective glutamate receptor complex. Gene Ontology annotation, molecular function: transmitter-gated monoatomic ion channel activity involved in regulation of postsynaptic membrane potential; kainate selective glutamate receptor activity. The record is from RefSeq and is a predicted model, not a curated record. Gene Ontology annotation, biological process: monoatomic ion transport; synaptic transmission, glutamatergic; modulation of chemical synaptic transmission. The coding region runs from base 209 to 3088 and encodes 959 amino acids. The transcript has 20 exons. NCBI's taxonomy places the organism in Eukaryota, Metazoa, Chordata, Lepidosauria, Squamata, Lacertidae.
UCGCCGCCGCCGCCGCCGGAUCGCAGCGCGUCGCUUCUGCGAGCCCCAGCAGCUGCAACAAGCCGCCUCAUCUCCCCGCCUGCAGCGAGUGCGUGUGUCGGGGGAAGCAAAACCUGAGCCGGCCAGCCUGCAGAUCCCAGCCCGGGAGAGCCACUCAGAGUUAUGUCAUGCCCAGACCACCGCAGGGCUCCAUGAGGAUUUAUAGAAGAUGCCCGGGAUCUUGGCGCCUCUGGUGCUCCUUUUGGUGUGGCUAAUGGAGAUUGCUGCCAGUCCCCACUCUUUGAGGAUUGCCGCCAUUUUGGACGACCCGAUGGAGUGCAGUAGAGGUGAACGGCUCUCUAUCACCCUGGCCAGGAAUCGGAUAAAUCGAGCUCCGGAGCGAGCGGGGAAAGCCAAAGUGGAGGUGGACAUUUUCGAGCUGCUGAGAGACAGCGAAUAUGAAACAGCCGAGACCAUGUGCCAGAUCCUUCCAAAAGGGGUGGUUGGUGUUCUGGGGCCAUCUUCAAGUCCUGCUUCCAGCUCCAUCAUCAGCAAUAUCUGCGGGGAGAAAGAGGUCCCCCAUUUCAAGGUUGCCCCCGAGGAAUUCCUCAAGCUCCAGUUCCAGAGAUUCACGACUUUGAACCUCCAUCCCAGCAACACUGACAUCAGCGUGGCUGUUGCUGGGAUCCUGAAUUUCUUUAACUGCACCACUGCCUGCCUCAUCUGUGCCAAAGCUGAAUGCCUUCUAAACCUGGAGAAGCUGCUCCGUCAGUUCCUGAUCUCUAAGGAAACUCUCUCGAUCCGGAUGCUGGACGACAGCCGGGACCCAACGCCGUUGCUAAAGGAGAUCAGGGACGACAAGACGGCCACCAUCAUUGUACAUGCCAAUGCUUCCAUGUCCCACAUCAUCCUUCAGAAGGCAGCUGAACUGGGAAUGGUGUCAGCCUAUUACACGUAUAUCUUCACUAAUCUGGAGUUUUCGCUCCAGCGGCUAGAGAGCCAUCUGGAUGAUCGAGUGAACAUCAUGGCCUUUUCCAUUUUCAACCAGUCCCAUGCUUUCUUCCAAGAGUUUGCAGAGAGCCUCAACCAGUCAUGGCUGGAAAACUGUGAUCACAUUCCUUUUACUGGGCCAGCACUGUCUUCUGCCUUGUUGUUUGAUGCCGUCUACGCUGUGGUGAGCGCCGUUCAGGAGCUGAACCGGAGCCAGGAGAUCGGCGUCAAGCCCCUGUCCUGUGGAUCUGCCCAAAUCUGGCAACAUGGCACCAGCUUGAUGAACUAUCUGAGAAUGGUAGAAUUGGAAGGUCUCACCGGCCACAUAGAAUUCAACAGCAAAGGUCAACGAUCAAACUAUGCCCUGAAGAUCCUGCAGUAUACCAGGAAUGGCUUCAGACAGAUCGGUCACUGGCAUGUUACCAAAGGCCUUACCAUGGAUAACCAGAUCUUCUCUUCCAAUGUGUCAGAGAGCCUGUUCAACACCACGCUCAUUGUCACCACUAUCCUGGAAAACCCUUACUUAAUGCUCAAGGGAAACCACCAAGAGCUGGAAGGGAAUGACCAAUAUGAAGGCUUCUGCAUGGACAUGCUGACAGAACUGGCCGCGAUCCUGCACUUCAACUACAAGAUCCAGUUGGUCGGUGACGGAGUGUACGGCGUCCCCGAGGCUAAUGGAAGCUGGACUGGCAUGGUGGGGGAGUUGAUUGCUCGGAAAGCUGAUUUGGCAGUGGCUGGCCUGACGAUCACAGCCGAACGAGAGAAGGUGAUUGAUUUCUCCAAGCCGUUUAUGACUCUGGGGAUUAGCAUUCUUUACCGAGUUCAUAUGGGGCGCAAGCCUGGUUAUUUCUCUUUCCUGGAUCCAUUUUCUCCUGGUGUCUGGCUUUUCAUGUUACUCGCCUACCUCGCCGUGAGCUGCGUCCUCUUUUUAGUGGCCCGAUUGACGCCCUACGAGUGGUACAGCCCCCACCCCUGCUCCCAAGGGAGAUGCAACCUGCUCGUUAAUCAGUACUCUCUUGGCAACAGCCUGUGGUUCCCUGUCGGUGGGUUCAUGCAGCAAGGAUCGACCAUCGCUCCUCGGGCUCUGUCCACGCGCUGCGUCAGUGGAGUCUGGUGGGCCUUCACUUUGAUCAUCAUCUCUUCCUACACAGCCAACCUGGCAGCCUUCCUCACCGUGCAGCGCAUGGAUGUGCCCAUAGAAUCAGUAGACGACCUUGCAGACCAGACGGCUAUAGAGUACGGCACAAUCCACGGAGGUUCCAGCAUGACUUUUUUCCAGAAUUCUCGGUACCAGACAUACCAGCGGAUGUGGAAUUACAUGUACUCCAAGCAGCCGAGUGUCUUUGUCAAGAGCACAGAGGAAGGGAUCGCGCGGGUGCUCAACUCCAACUAUGCCUUCCUCCUGGAGUCCACCAUGAACGAGUAUUACCGCCAGCGCAAUUGCAACCUCACGCAGGUCGGGGGCCUUCUGGACACCAAGGGCUACGGGAUUGGCAUGCCAGUCGGUUCUCUUUUCCGCGAUGAGUUUGACUUGGCCAUUCUCCAGCUGCAGGAGAACAACCGCUUGGAAAUCUUGAAACGGAAGUGGUGGGCGGGAGGGCAGUGCCCCAAGGAGGAGGACCAUCGAGCCAAAGGCCUAGGAAUGGAGAAUAUAGGUGGAAUCUUUGUGGUUCUGAUAUGUGGUUUAAUCGUAGCGAUUUUUAUGGCAAUGCUUGAGUUCUUAUGGAACCUCCGACACUCUGAACACUCUGAGGUAUCCGUCUGCCAGGAAAUGGUGACAGAGCUGCGUAGCAUCAUUCUCUGCAAGGACAGUUUCCACCCCCGUCGGAGGCGAGGGGGCAUAAUACGGACUCGCCCUGUUAUACAAGAAGAACGGAGAACCCGCGCCACUACCAUGCUAAGCAACGGCAAGCUCUGUGGCGGAGGCGACCCUGAGCAGCUGGCACAGAGACUUGCUCAAGAAGCCGUCCUGGUCGCUCGGGGAUGCACACACAUCCGGGUGUGUCCAGAAUGCCGGAGGUUCCAAGGUCUUCGGGUCCGGCCAGGUCCAGAUUCCCCCGUGCAAAGCGACGAGAGCUUGGAAUGGGAGAAAGCAACAAACAGCAGUGAGCCUGAGUAGAACAGUGGGGAGACAGCAGAAGAAGAAGCUUAAUGUUCCAUUUUACAGAACAUGAGACUUGUACACAGUGUUGAACUAUUUUUAAAUUAAUAAAGAGGCGCCCCAGCUUGGCAAGAGCAAAUCAAAGCUUUAGGCUGGGGGGCUGAGCCCAAUGGGAA